UCUUUUUCCUUUUUUGGUCUUUUUGUUGGUUAUUGCCAUUAACCUGGCAACCAAUAUAAAAUAGCAUUAGUCUGUCUGUGUGUAUUUACAGUUCUUCUCUCUCUUUGGCCUAUGAAUAAUAUUGUAUAUGUGAAUGUAUAAUUUGAAGGAAGCCUAUUAAUUCUGCGGAUGCAAUAGCUAUGGCUAAUUUGAAGGAAGCCUAUUAAUUUUCUUUGGCCAGCAGGUGUGUCGGCAGAAAAAAAAAAGUAUUAGAAGAAAAAGGAGAGAGUGAGUUAAUUAGAAAUGGAAGCCAAAGCAGGAGGUGAAGUGAGGAGACUUCACAUCAUCUACUUCCUCAGUCAUAUGGGUCGGGUCGAUCAUCCCCAUCUCAUUCGAGUCCACCAUCUCACUCGCACUGGAGUUUAUCUACGGGAUGUUAAGCGCUGGCUUACUGAUUUACGAGGAAAAGAGAUGGUGGAAGCUUAUGCUUGGUCUUAUAAAAGGAGGUACAAGACUGGUUAUGUUUGGCAAGACUUGCUGGAUGACGACCUAAUCACUCCCAUUUCUGACAAUGAAUACGUUCUCAAAGGAUCCGAGAUUAUCUCUGCAACUUUUGAUGCUCCUUCAAACAUUCAAUAUGUUCUUGAAAACAAAGCAGCUUCUCCUGUACACAUAGAACAACAACAGGCCCCCAUUACUGAGCUUGUUGAAGAACAUAAACAACUUGAUCAGCCAAAGUCUUCCAAACAAGAUUUUCAAACAUACCCAGAUUCCAAAAUCGAAAUCCCAACAAAGACAUCUUCUGAAAUCAACGAAGAAUCUCCUCAUUUUGGAUCAGACAGGUCCACUUUGACUGACACUGAAUCCGAUGAAAGCAUGAAGAAUAUAGAGGAUCAUUCUUCUUCUUUCUCUUUCAAUUCCAAUCGAGAAAUGAACAAGAAAAUGAUGAAGAAGAAGAAGAAGAAGAACAUGGAUGGCAGAGAUCAAAUGGAAGGAACACCAGCUUCCUCACAUUCAUCAUCAUCAUCCUCAUCCUCAUCAUCAUCAACAGCAACAACAACAACAACAUCAUCAAAAUCAGCCUUCACCAAGAGCAAGAGCCAUUCAAGCGGAGCCUCAUAUGUAUUCAGGAAUUUGAUGAGCUGUGGUGCUGUGGAUACCAACGACACCGUAUUGGUGAUGUUGAACCGUCGCGGUGGUGGCGAUAAAUCUAAUGAAACCAAACGGAGAAAUAGUAGCGAGAAUGUUAUUUUAAAAGGAGACAAGUUGGGUGGGUCCGCCAGAGUUUUUGGAACUUAUUGGCAUCCUCAGCCCAGCGCUUCUUCUAGUUCAAGCAGGAAAAGCUGUGAUGGUGAAAAAGACAACUCAAAGAAGCAGCAGAGCCAGAGCCAGUGUGAAUCCACAAACCAAAAAGCAGUUUCUGCUGCUUACAGACCAGUCCGAGAACCAAUUUGCGCUGCGGGAAGCCAUUCAAGCCAGAGAAAAUGCACUCCCACAUGAAAUCUUGCAGGGGAAUGAAAGCUUUGGCUAAGGCUGCACCAACUUCACUAAAAAAAACACCUUCUCAUUCUAAUUUCAAUGAUUCAGCUUCUGCUUAUCUUUUGACCAACUGAUUAAUUAUUUAGUCUAAAAGUAUAUAGUGCUGAUACCAAGCUUUUUUUUUUUCCUUUUCUUUUUUUCUUUUUUUUCUUUUUAUAAUUCAUUAUUAAAAUGUAAAACUACAGUCUUAGUUACAUUUCCUACAUAUAUAGCAUCCUUCUGUUGUAAUUUUAUUAAUUUUGCAGGCUCUUUGAUUAAAUUCAUGCACUGUACAAUAGAGUUUUCUUAAUUGUAAUGGCAUAAAACAGCCACACUCCAAGUGACAAAUUCUCCGAAUUCCAUAAUGAAAUGGACACAAAAAUACAAAAAAAAAAAAAAAAAAAAAACAAAAAAACAA
Ziziphus jujuba (common jujube) is the source of this 1915-nucleotide messenger RNA. Its product is annotated as protein SOSEKI 1. The transcript is spliced from 7 exons. Bases 283 to 1479 code for a protein of 398 amino acids. The record is from RefSeq and is a predicted model, not a curated record. Lineage: Eukaryota; Viridiplantae; Streptophyta; Magnoliopsida; Rosales; Rhamnaceae.